AAUCUAGAUUCGGUUUUGACUUCUUAUCCGCCUCAUUUUUUCCACUUAGAAACAGUCAUUGCAGAUAAUGUUCUUCGAUUGUUUAUCGGACAGCGAUGAAUACAGUAACAAAACUAAUUAUUUAUUGCUGUGCGAACGUGAAUGGGGACCGAGUGGACAGAAAGUGGCGGACAUUACCAAGUCUAGGAAGGAGAAAGUAUAGCUGCCAAGGUAGGACUUUCACAGUGAGGAAGGACAUGGCAGCUGGCAGUGGUGCAGGAGCAGCCAGCGUGGGCAUUGCGGGCAGUGCCGUGGUGGGUGCUUCGAGCAACAUCCUCAGAGGAGCUGCGGCGAUCGCCUCUUGUGUGGCGGGCCCCACCUCCAGGAUAAGUCCGGAGAACUUCAAGCUGUGGGCAGAGCACCUGCUGCGUGCGCGGGGCGACAACGGCAUCUGUCGCGACCCCGUCAACUCCCACUACCUGGAAGGCGACGCAGUCGCCAUGGGGUACUUCGGUCAGACACCGAUGUACGAACGUUUUGCCGGGCCGUGGCGCUCGUCUCCGCUGCAGAUGCACGAUGUCGACUGGGACCCUCCUCCGGAAUAUCGCAUCAAUUCCACAAUUAGGGAUAAACUGGCUCCUGUCGAUUUACGCCUGUACGGGGACGACGUGCUGUUUUAUACAUUUUAUGCAUUUGUCUCCGAAGCACUGCAAAUACUGGCUGCUAAUGAGCUUUACCUGAGAGGCUGGCGGUUCCACAUACAGCGACGAGUGUGGCUGCGGCAGACUUCACGCAGCUGGGCGAUAUUCGAGCCGUGGUCGUGGCAGGUGGUGGAGCGCGACUUGGACGUGGACGUGUCGCUGCUGGAGGGGCGGCCCUUCCCGCCCAAGUCGUACUGCGCCCGCAGUUCGGCCUCCGAAGCCGAGCGGGAGGUGCCAGGCGUCGGGGCGGUGCCGGGGCGCGUCCGGCCCGGCGUCCCCCGCCCGCCAUUCCCACAGCACUGCCACAGACAGGGGGUGCAGGCCGCCCGCCACCACCACUGCCACCGGACGCAGUUCGAGCGGCGGCAGGGCGAGUGCCCGGAUGAUGGGCACCGGGAGGCGCACCUCGAGCUCGAACACUUCCGCGAGCGGCCGCAGCCGCAGCACCGGCACGAGUCGCAGCAGGAUCUGCGGCAGCGUCGGCAGCUCGAGUUGCAGCAGCAGCAGCGCUGGCAGCACGAACUGCAGCAGCAGAGGCAGCUGGAACAGCAGCAGCAGCAGCACCACCACCACCACCCUCAGGGCCAGAGCCGACAGCUGUGCAACCACCACAGCUACCAGCAGCAGCAGCAGAAUCUCCACUUCCACCAGACGCUUCAGCUGCAGCUGCAGCAGCACAACCAGAACCAGCAGCAGGCGGUGCUUCCAAGUGACUACCACCACGCCCAAGCUGUGCACCGCCAGCUGCACGUGCAGUAUCACCAGUUCGGCGGCAACGUAGUAGUGGGCCUGCCGCCGGUACACCACGGUGUCGCCGUGGCGGAUGCCGCGGCAGACGGUCGGACGUCGGUCGUGGCGGCGGCGGCAGUACCUCCCGACUGCCGAGUCACGAUAUGAGUGCCCGGCUGCAGUUCUGCACGCUUCUGUAUGCCGGUGGCUGAAUAAUUGCCGCAUUUCUGACUGUACGCUUGAGCUGUGGAAGAUUCUCGGCUGUUAUAGUGCCUCGUGGAUAGGUAAUGAAUAUGUUUGUUCAGAUGGGCACCUUCUGUGGUGGGGUAUAUAUCUCAGUUAUUAUUCCUUUUUUCUGUCUUAAGUGAUCUGCAAUUUAAUAAUGUUCUGCAACGUACGUGUUUGCUUUUAUUUACAGAGCGUCAUUAAUGGUGGUUCUAUAAAUAUACUGUAAGUCGGACUUUCACAUUUUGCCAUUUAUAGACUAAAAAUAGUUUUUCCUUGCGAGAUGGUGUACAGUAUACUUACAGUGUUUGUUACUCCCCUCAACUCAUUCCAAAGUCUACUGGUUUUUCCCAUGCCAUCAGCAGAGGCUGAAGGGGGGUGAGGGGGAGGGGGAAGGGAGACCUCGGUUUGACUUUCACCAACCCCAAUUUUUCAGCUUUUAGGAACUCACUUUUUCUUUUGAUGUAUUAGCAUUUUGUGCACUUCAUAAAACUUCCUACUACUGAUCUUCGCGCUACAUUUUACAAAAGUAAGUGUAGUGUAAAAACUACAAAUGUAGCAAAAGAAUGAGCAGGUUUCUAAAAGCCGUAGAAUUGUGAUAGUGAAAGUGCACCGAUUUUUUUUUUCUCUUAACCUUUGGUAACAACAAGAGGAGGAACAUGUUGACUUGAGAAUACGUAAAAAGAAUUACUUAACACUGUUUGCCAGAUACAUAAGGAAAAAUGUUUUUAAUCUAUAAACAGAAAAAUUUAGAACUAUUUUACAUUUACAGUACCCACACUUAUGCUUUGUAAAUAAAAGUGAAAUGCUUCUGAUGUAUGAAUCUAUGAAACUGCUGUACACUUAAGACAUAAAAAGCAAAUAAUAACUGAGGUAAGUAAUUGCUACGUAUUACUACAUUCCCUUACUGAACUAUCUCCGUCUACUUUCUCUGUAGUUCCUUUAGGAGAAUUAUCUCAUCGAUGCCUCGUGUGGAGGUUGUAGGCAAGUAGGUGACUGACCUAGUAAAUGUAUAGCCAAAAUGUGAAAAUGCUCAAAAAACACUUUCUCUAGUGAUUACAUUAACCAAAUGCGCACACAAAAGCAAUAGAGUGUGAAGAGGAACGUAAGUGAACUGGGGUGUGACACCAGGGUGUUUUGUUGUCCUGUUGUAUGUGUGCUAGUGUCCUUUGCUAGUCAUUAGUGUAGGAAUACCAGUCUGAAUUGAUACCCAAUGUCUUUCUUUAACUAGUUAUAAAUUCUUUCUUCCUUUGUUUGUGUGUUUGUGUGUUUGUGUUUGUGUG
This is a messenger RNA of Schistocerca nitens (vagrant locust), 2917 nucleotides long. RefSeq lists its product as uncharacterized. NCBI's taxonomy places the organism in Eukaryota, Metazoa, Arthropoda, Insecta, Orthoptera, Acrididae. Gene Ontology annotation, biological process: nuclear-transcribed mRNA poly(A) tail shortening; regulation of DNA-templated transcription; regulation of stem cell population maintenance. The transcript has 5 exons. The record is from RefSeq and is a predicted model, not a curated record. Bases 96 to 1577 code for a protein of 493 amino acids. Gene Ontology annotation, cellular component: CCR4-NOT core complex; P-body.